This is a messenger RNA of Daldinia loculata, 1946 nucleotides long. RefSeq names its product putative monooxygenase. Gene Ontology annotation, biological process: secondary metabolite biosynthetic process. The transcript has 6 exons. Bases 406 to 1710 code for a protein of 434 amino acids. Gene Ontology annotation, molecular function: monooxygenase activity; FAD binding. The record is from RefSeq and is a predicted model, not a curated record. NCBI's taxonomy places the organism in Eukaryota, Fungi, Ascomycota, Sordariomycetes, Xylariales, Hypoxylaceae.
GUAUAAUAACAGGUACCUGUGCAAUAUCCCUUUUAACUUUAGGUACUUAUAACAUUCACGGCCUUGGAAAAUAUUCAGGUAUAGCGAGACUUAGAAGCUUUUAUUGUUCAUACGAUACCGCCUAAAUAGAAACUUCUACCGGACUAAGCAGAUACCUAGGUACUUAUACCCUAGUAGGAUUCCCACCCACUUGCAAUGUUUCCCUAAGUAACAGAGCUUACCGAGAUGUUAACCGCAAGGGAAGAUAUGUCCUCGUCAAUGCGGCAUUCCCGGACCCCUCACAUAUGAGGGAUAAUACUUAGAUAUCUCCGAAACAUGCUUUGAGCAAGCUGAUUUUAGAGUAUAUGAACUGACUAUGAGGAGCUAGUAUAUUUAUCUAGUUGGUAUUUCAUAAUCUCUCUCACAAUGUCCGGCAGCGGAACUCAGAGUAACAAGCCCGCCAGCUUCCAACUCCAUCUAGUUGUCGUUGGAGCAGGACUAGCUGGCCUUGCCGCUGCCAUCAGCACACGCCUUGAAGGUCACCGAGUUACAGUACUGGAGAAAACUACCAGGUUAGAAGAAGUUGGUGCUGGGCUACAGGUUACCCCUAAUGCAAGCCGUUUAUUCCAUCAUUGGGGAGUUUUCGAUGAGCUAAGCUCCAAGGCCGCCGUUCCGUCCUAUCUAGCAGUUCGACGAUAUGAUGGUACACGUAUCUUAGCUCAUGAAGACUGCUAUCAAGAGAAGAUACUCGAACGAUACGGAGCUCCAUUUUGGGAUCUCCACCGUGCAGACUUGCAGGAAACGUUAGUGCGUCGCGCUCGCUCACUCGGCGUCGAUAUUCGGCUGGGGUUUGAUGUUCAACAUGUUGACUUUCAACGCGCCGCGGUAGUUGCACAAGAUGGCCAGAAGGUACAAGGCGAUCUGGUCCUUGGUGCAGAUGGCUUAUGGUCGCGCACGACAAGUUUCUUGUUACAACAACAGCUAACACCGACGCCAACUGGGGAUCUUGCAUAUCGAAUUAUAUUAAAUUUAGAGGAUAUAGAAGAUCCGGAAUUACGGGACUUAGUUUCCAACCCAUCCGUCAAUUUCUGGAUUGGUCCGGAGUCUCACGUCGUAGGCUAUUCACUCCGACAGGGUCGCAUGUAUAACCUUGUUUUACUCCGGCCUGAUGACCUUCCAGAACACGUGAGCCGCUCUGCUGCUGAUGUGGAUGAGAUGCGGAAGCUAUUCGAGCCGUGGGAUCCGAUCUUGAACAAGUUGCUAGCAUGUGUGAACAAGGUGGAUAAAUGGCGACUGAUGCAUAUCUCCCCCUUGGAUACCUGGGUAAAUAAUGAGGCAUCUUUCCUACUAGCGGGUGAUGCAUGUCAUCCAAUGCUCCCGUAUCUUGCGCAGGGAGCCAAUUCCUCCCUAGAAGACGGCGCUGUCCUCGGUCGUCUCCUUAAAUACGUAACUAAUCGCGAUAAGCUAGCCCCUGCGCUUGAGUUAUAUCAACAGCUACGAAAGACCCGGGGUGAGGCAAUAGCAAAGGAAGCAUUAGGUCAGAGGGAUUCAUUCCAUUUACCUGAUGGGCCCUCCCAGGAGCAACGAGACGCUAUCUUCCUCGCAAAUUUGGACAAGGAACCGCCACCACAUUUCCCCAGCCGCUGGACCUGCCCCACAGUGCAGCCGUGGCUAUAUAGCUAUGAUGCUGUAGCAGAAGCUGAUAAGGCUUAUGAGACGGACCCAUUCUGAUUUUCCACAGUAAGGUUAUUUGUAGAUAGUUUUGUCAUUUACCCUGCACAAGAUCUACCACGGCACAUAUACCGUCCAUUUUCAAGUAGGACUUUGGGCUAUACAUAUAGGCUUGCCCUUGGAGAUAGAUGUAUCAUAUUAUUUGUUUUAAGACUCAGAAUGUCCAUCCUACUUCUCCUUUUACAGGCAUCAUAUAUCGAUAAUUGAACUAAAGCUUAAGUAACCUCACAAAACCC